Molecule: messenger RNA, 2427 nt
Organism: Bemisia tabaci
Lineage: Eukaryota; Metazoa; Arthropoda; Insecta; Hemiptera; Aleyrodidae
Source: RefSeq, a predicted model, not a curated record
CUGUGCAUGUGAUCCUGGAUACAUUCAUGUUUCUCGAAGAAUAUGCCGCAUCCAUUCUUAAAAUUAGUCCAAUCUUUGUCUGGUGUUGCAGGUUGCUGGUGUCAACGAGGAGCAUGGAGAAUCGAGUCAAGGCGGCAUUUUGGGCACCGAAUCAUUUAUGACAGCGGUACGCUCGGAUUAUUUCGUCGACAAAACGAAACUGAUUAAAGUACUUUUCGAACGCCGAAAUGAUGAGCAUGUAGUUUUCCAUGGACCGAAGCGAUUCGGGAAGACGGUGAAUAUGGACAUGAUUCGGACCUUUAUCGAAAUAGAAACAGACGAGAAUGGUUACAUAGCCGACAGACUCAAACUUACGAAGCGCAAUGUCUUUGAAAAACUUGCCAUUGGGAACGAUAAGAAAGUUUUUCAAGAGUACUUUGCUGCUUUUCCUGUAAUUAAAUUCUCAUUCAAUAUAGCUCCUAGAUCAUACGAUCAUUUUAUAAGACGAUUUGCGCAUAUGAUCUCAACAGAAUACAGAAGACAAAAGAGGAAUCACUUUUUCCAUGGCUAUGGCGUCGAUAAUCCUAAGUCAGCAUACGCGAACAAUACUCAACUUGCGAGGUUAUUUGAGAAAUACGCAAUGGACCCUGACCAAGUACCCGAGUCCGAACUUUUAAACGCAGGAAAUGCUUUGGCAAACUUGCUCUAUGACAUCUUCAAUCGACCGGCAAUUUUACUAAUAGACGAAUACGAUGUGCCGAUAAGGCUCGCACUCCUCAACCCGAAUGUUGAAGACGAUGAUGCUAGUAAAAUCAUUGAUUUUCUCGCCGAAUUCUUGAAAAGCUUAGUAAAAUCAGGUCACAAGCUUGUAGAGCGUUCACUGCUUACUGGCAUCACCAGAGUAGGGAGCACAUAUACACAUGAAAUCAAUAAUCUAAAUUUUUACCGAAUAUUUGAUGAUCCACAUAUUGCCCCUUACUAUGGAUUUACACGGGAAGAAGUCAUACAUCUUACCAAAAAAUUUUCGGUUGAAGAUAAGAUUGACUUAAUGACAGAUUAUUACGAUGGGUUCAAAAUAGAUAAAGACUCAUCAAUGUUUUGCAUGCAGUCGGUGCUUAAGUUUUUGGCUUCAGGAAAACUAUGCUCAUACUGGAAUCCCUUCGAUCAUUAUUUUGAUUCUUUUUUCGAGUUUGAGCAAAUGGGCUCCUAUUUUGAUGAAAAUAUUGAUAAAGAAAUUAGCUGUGUAAUGAAAGAAAAAAUAGAGAAAGAUGAUCUUCUCACGCUCAAAAAGUAUAUUAAGCGUGACAAUUUUACAGAAUACCGUUCUCCCACUUUCUACUUGAUCUUACAAAUACUGGUAGAUGAAGGAGCAUUUACAAUUGUACGACGCGUCGGUCAAGAAAGGACUUUCAUUAAAAUCACAAACAUUGAGAUCAAACAACAACUCAUACGUAAGAUGUAUACAACAAAAUUUUAUUUAAAAAAAUUCAAUACCCCUGAAGAUUUACUUCAAAAGUACAUAAUAAGUGCCGCAAGUUUAAAAAACGACAACAGCAGCUUCAUUCAAUUUAAGAAGUCCAUUAAUGCGUUGCUAAACCUAAUGAAACCAUCAAAGGAAAUCGGUAUGCAAGAAGUUUUGUGCCAAGCACUACGGACAGAGUCAAAAAAAAGUCCCCUUUCUGAAAUUGUUUAUGUAGAUUCAGGAGUUCGGGUGAAAAACGUCACUAGAAAACAAAGUAAAUCUGAGAACCACGAUAGUUCCAAAACAACAACGUCAAUAUUAGACUGCUUAUACGUCUUGGACUACGGAUCGGAAGAGACUGGUAUAAUACUGGAGCUGAAGUAUAAACAGGAAUCGUCAAGGCUAGCAUUGACUCAAAUUCUCGAUCGACAAUAUUAUAAAACAUUCGACCAAGAUUUAAAAAGAAGGAAUGUCUUUAAUAUAAAAACAGAAGUUUUCAUUGGAAUUCAUUAUGAUCCCACUGCUAAUAAAACAUCCCUAAGUUAUCUGUGGAACGAUCGAGAUCUAAAGAAAGCUCAACACGUGUAGCUGGUGUGUACCGAUAAGUAUCCACGGUUCUAUUUAAAAAGUUUUAAUUUUUCUGGAGACCUGUAGUGUUUUGUUUUUGAUAAAAAUUUCAAGGAAGAUCUCUAGAUUGAAACAGUAGGGCAGAUUUUCGAGUUCUUCUGUAUUGACAGGUAAAAUGGUGGGAGAGGCCCAUACAGGGUGUUUCAGACCUCCCGUUCCAGGCCAUUUUCUCGGUUGUUUUAGGUCGUACAAAGUCGGGGAUCGCGGGGUUGUAUAGGGAAUUGACCCCAAGGAAUCCGAAUUUCGUGGUCCCAAAAUCCCCUUACCCCCCCUUGGGGGAUCACGAUGCUGAAAGUCGCGGUUCCCGACCGAAUUGCGGAUUAAUCGCAUCAGAAUUGAAAAGCACUAAAAUUUCUCGU